This is a messenger RNA of Arabidopsis arenosa, 2311 nucleotides long. The record is from the annotation of a GenBank genome assembly. Lineage: Eukaryota; Viridiplantae; Streptophyta; Magnoliopsida; Brassicales; Brassicaceae.
GCAAAACAUUAUUACCGUCUUUGGUAACUUCAUAACGUGGAUAUGGGACCAGCAUGGACUUAAGGAUUACUUUGAAAUAUGGUGGCUGGAGAUCGCGUCACCAUGGUGAUAAUGUUGGUGUUAGGGAUUCAUGGGGAAGUUUGCCUCAAGAGCUCCUCAGAACAUCUACAAAUUUGCUUAACCCUAACUUUGCCGAAUAUGAUAAACUAAGAGGCGUCAACAGUCAUUGGAGGGGAACGUUUCCUUCUUUCCGUGAUGGAAGUUUCAGAGAGGAAAGGCCUUGGUUGUUGUACCGUGAAAUUGGAUCCGGAGAGACCCGUUUCUACGACCCUGUGAGAGAGAGUCUACACUAUAGGAAAGACCCAAAUCUUGAAGGGGCCAAAUUCUUAGGAUCAACAUUGGGUUGGGUUGUUAUGUCCGACUCCAUUGCCAUACACCCACGCCAACACCACCAAACUUUCUUAUACAACCCGUUCACUUCACAACGGUACCAACUACCCGUUCUCACCAUUGGAAACCAAUAUCGCGAUAGUGUGAUCCGUUACGGUGUGCUCACGGGAGAUCCACGUGAAGACAAUACUUAUGCUUGUCUCCUAGCCGAUAGCUUUUCCGAUAAUAAUCUUAUGGAUACACCGCAUGGGCAUGUUCUUGAUCUACAAAUAUAUUAUGUAGCCAAGAGGAACGGAGAAUGGGAUCAGAACUGGUCAGUGACUCAUAUCCCUACCUCAGACCAUCACAUUUAUAAUUCGGCUAUACAGGCCAUCUCCCCAUCUGCGGACAAAAUAUCAAUUUUAUUACGGGUGCGCCAUACUUUUGACUUCACCUUCCAAACCCAAGAAUGGAAUGUCUCAAAGACUCAAGAGAAUGAUCCCAUCGAAUGGAAUCCUUUCCACGGCCAAUCUUUUGAUCAGAUGAAAGAUCGUCUUCAGAUAUCUCCACAAACUCUAGCCAUUAUAGGCACUAAAACUGAUCGCGAGAGAGUGAGAAACAACCGUUGGGGUGCUUAUGACGGUCAAAGCGUUUCUUACAUUGACGGAGUUUGGGUUGAGGUCAUUUCUCGCCAAGCCACCAUAAAUAUAGGAACCAUUGGUCAUGUCGCACACGGUAAAUCGACUAUUGUGAAAGCUAUCUCUGGUGUUCAGACUGUGCGUUUUAAGAAUGAAUUGGAGUGUAACAUUACCAUUAAACUUGGUUAUGCAAAUGCAAAGAUUUACAAAUGUGAGGAUGACAAGUGCCCUAGACCAAUGUGUUACAAUGGAAAAGAAGACAACCCGAAUUGUGAUGUCCCUGGAUUUGAGAAAUGCAAGAUGAAACUACUGAGACAUGUCUUAUUUGUCGAUUGUCCGGGACAUGAUAUUCUUAUGGCGACAAUGCUCAAUGGAGCAGCAAUCAUGGAUGGUGCUUUACUUUUAAUUGCUGCUAAUGAGACUUGUCCACAACCACAAACUGCUGAACAUCUUGCUUCCAACACAAAUGCUGAGGAUGCACCUAUAGUUCCUGUCUCAGCACAACUGAAAUACAACAUUGAUGUUGUGAGUGAAUACAUUGUCAAGAAGAUACCAAUCCCUGUGAGAGACUUUGUGUCACCACCGAAGAUGAUUGUUAUUCGUUCUUUCGAUGUCAAUAAACCUGGCUCUGCUGGUCAUGAAAUGAAAGGUGGAGUUGCUGGUGGAAGUAUCCUCCAGGGUGUUUUGAAAGUGAACCAACUGAUUGAAAUUAGACCUGGUAUCACUGGCAAAGAUGAACUUGGAAACUCAAAAUGCACUCCAAUUUACUCUCGUAUAACUUCACUAUACGCGGAACAGAACGAGCUUCAGUUUGCUGUCCCGGGAGGUCUAAUUGGAGUUGGAACAACCAUGGACCCUACGCUUACGCGUGCUGAUAGGUUGGUUGGUCAAGUCCUUGGUGAAAUGGGUUCUCUCCCUGAUGUCUUUGUUGAGCUUGAAGUAAGUUACCAGCUUCUGACUCGUCUCAUUGGAGUAAGGACAAAGGAAAGAGAGAAGCAAAUGAAAGUGUCAAAGCUAACCAAAGAAGAGAUACUAAUGGUGAACAUCGGGUCGAUGUCUACAGGAGCUAAGGUUAUUGGAGUGAAGAAAGAUAUGGUGAAACUCCAACUGACGUCUCCGGUAUGUACCACCAUAGGAGAGAAGGUGGCUUUAAGCCGCCGUGUCGAUAGGCACUGGCGUCUUAUUGGUAAGGGUCAGAUUCUGGCUGGAACCACCAUUGAUGUUCCUCCUCCUCCUUUCUAAUGAGGUAGUGAUGAUUUUUUCUUUUUUUUUGCAUUCAAAAAUAAUAAACAUCUGAACUUUUG